Messenger RNA from Anguilla anguilla (European eel), 921 nucleotides. RefSeq names its product matrix Gla protein (gene mgp). Lineage: Eukaryota; Metazoa; Chordata; Actinopteri; Anguilliformes; Anguillidae. The record is from RefSeq and is a predicted model, not a curated record. Gene Ontology annotation, molecular function: calcium ion binding. The transcript is spliced from 5 exons. Gene Ontology annotation, cellular component: extracellular region. The coding region runs from base 157 to 459 and encodes 100 amino acids.
AGGAGGGUGGAGGGGGCAGGGGGAGGUAGGUAUAAAAACUUGGGCAGUUGGAUUAAAAUUGAUUCACUGUGAUAGGCAGAGAAAGAAAGGAAAGAGGUGAGAAGAACACAUCCGUGAAAACUAUAAAACAUCAGCUCUAUCCCUUUGGAUAGUAAGAUGAAGGUCUCUCUGCUGUGUGUGAUGCUGGGUGCUCUUGUCGCUCUGGGCCUGUGUUACGAUUCCUCUGAGAGUAAUGAAUCAUCUGAGGCCGUGUUUAUGAAUCCGCGGCAAGCCAGCGCCUUCAUCAAACGCCCAAGAGUGGACAACUACAACAACAACUAUAGGAGGAUGAGGAAGUCACCUGCAGAACAACGCGCAGAGCUUUGUGAAGAUCACUAUGCCUGCCGCAGCUAUGCACAUCGCUAUGGCUCGCAGUCGGCCUAUCAGAGAUACUUUGCAGCGCGGAAUCGGAGAACCUGAACCAUGCAAGAAUCGAUUAGACGCAGAGCAUGUUGGUCAACCGAUGCAUCGAUACCGGCACCCUUUCAAAUAUAGCAUUCUAUCUGAGACCCAUUCACUUACAAGUGGUACCCUAUACAUUACCAUGGAAAUAACACUGUGCUCUUUGGCAUAACAGCUGUGAUUGUGAAGCUACUUUUGCACACAAGGCUCAUAUUGUACAUGUCACUGAGAGUCUGUACUUCAUAUAGCAUUAUAUACCCAGUUGCCUCUCUCUCCUUCUCACACUGUGAAACCAUUUCAGCAUGAAAACAGUGCUUAGGGAGACCAAGCAGUCAAAACAUUAGUCACCAUAGGUGUUAUUCGCUAUUCUGUUUUUAUCACACUACAUACUUCCUUUAUCAUUCAUCUCACAAUUGACAUGUCUGCUGUUUUCUGUCCAUGCAUUUUGAAAAAUUAAAAUAGGUUUUUAAAAAACGAAAA